Messenger RNA from Tarenaya hassleriana, 2171 nucleotides. RefSeq names its product amidophosphoribosyltransferase 3, chloroplastic. The record is from RefSeq and is a predicted model, not a curated record. Gene Ontology annotation, cellular component: cytoplasm. Gene Ontology annotation, molecular function: amidophosphoribosyltransferase activity. The coding region runs from base 408 to 2090 and encodes 560 amino acids. Gene Ontology annotation, biological process: purine nucleobase biosynthetic process; purine nucleotide biosynthetic process. NCBI's taxonomy places the organism in Eukaryota, Viridiplantae, Streptophyta, Magnoliopsida, Brassicales, Cleomaceae. The transcript has 2 exons.
GUAGAUAACUAUCAUUGUAUAUUAAUUUAAAAAAAAUCAUCAGUUAAAACGUUUUCUUACUUCAUAAGCCUCUACCUAUGUAACACGUGUACGUGCUUUAAUGCCAGAAUCUAGCUUCACAAUAUUAUCAAUCACAGCGCAGAUUCUCUUCGACUCUUUAAUCGAGCAUUGAAACUUGCUCAUUUGUUUCCUAAUAAAUCAUGAUAAUCACGACUUUAUUUCCAUCUCCAUCCUAUUCACCCAUAUACCAUAUAUCCACCACCGAUAUCAGAAUCCAUAGCUCUAGACUUUCCCACGUUUCUAAACCUAGAAAAACCACCCCCUCAUAUAUAUUAUAUAUAUAAGAAGAGCCAUCCCCCUCUCUCUUGCUCCCUGCCUCUCGGAGAAGCUUUGACCAGAGCUCAUCCAUGGCGGCCGCCGUCAAAAUCUCCUCCGUCCUUCCCCGUUCUCUCUCCUUCAACACCAAGGAAGCUCCUCAAAAUACCCUUUUUCCCUCCUCCGCCAAAACCUCCCUAAAACCCUUCACUUUCUCAACUCAUCUCUCCGUUUUCCCCAGAAACCCACUUCCCUAUUCACUAAAAUAUAUGAUUUCUUCUAACAAAUAUUGCUUCACAAUUGAACCUUCAAACACAACUUUGUUUUUUGUUGACGAGCUUCACGAAGAAUGCGGUGUUGUCGGAAUCUUCGGCGAUCCGGAAGCUUCCCGCCUUAGCUGCGCGGCCCUUCACGCGCUCCAGCACCGAGGCCAAGAGGGCGCUGGGAUCGUAGCCGUCAAUCAGAAGGGCCUCGAGUCCGUCAAAGGCGUCGGAUUGGUCGGCGACGUGUUCAAAGAAUCGGAUAUCAACAAUCUUCCCGGCGAUAUAGCCAUAGGACACGUCCGGUACUCCACCGAGGGAGCAUCCAUGCUCAAUAACGUCCAGCCCUUCGUCGCCAGCUUCAAGUUCGGCUCGGUCUCGGUGGCGCACAAUGGCAAUCUCGUGAAUUACAAGCAACUGAGACAAAAGCUCGAGGAGAAUGGUUCGAUCUUCAUUAGUAGUUCGGACACCGAGGUUGUACUUCACCUGAUCGCAACCUCCAAGGCCCAGACAUUAAUGGCGAAGAUCCUCGACGCCUGCGAGAAGCUUAAGGGAGCCUACUCGAUGGUGUUUGCGACAGAGGAUACGCUGUAUGCAGUCCGCGAUCCGUUCGGGUUCAGGCCACUGGUGAUGGGCAGAAGAAGCAACGGCGCUGUGGUCUUUGCCUCGGAGACAUGCGCUCUGUACCCAAUUGGCGCCAAGUUCGAACGAGAAGUAUUUCCGGGAGAGAUGGUGGUUGUGGACAGAGACAUAGUGAGUUCACUGUGUUUGAUACCUCGCCGCGAACCGAAGCAGUGCGUUUUCGAGCACAUUUACUUUGCACGGCCAGAUUCUAACGUCUUUGGUCACUCCGUUCAAAAGAUGCGCCGCCUAUUUGGAGAGAUCCUGGCCACAAUAGAGCCCGUAGACUGCGACAUUGUCAUUCCGGUGCCAGAUUCCGGCACAAUUGCAGCCCGCGGAUACGCUGACAAAGCCGGAAAGCCUUUCGACGAUGGUCUGCAUAAGUCGGCCUAUGCAAAACGCACAUUCAUAGAGCCGUCGCAGAAAAUCCGUGACGCGGCUGUGAAGCGGAAGCUGACACCGAACCCGGCAGUGCUGGAGGGGAAGAGGGUGGUUGUGGUCGACGACUCCAUCGUAAGGGGAACCACCUGUUUGAGGAUCGUACGGAUGCUGAGAGAAGCAGGAGCGAAAGAGGUUCACAUGAGAAUGGCAUGCCCUCCCAUCAUCGCUUCCUGCUACUACGGAGUGGACACAGCUCGGAAGGAGGAGCUGAUCGCCAACAGGAUGAGCAUAGACGAGAUCCGGGAGUUUAUAGGGGCGGAUUCCCUGGCGUUUUUACCGCUGGACAGAUUGAAGGAGGCGUAUGGUGCCGAUUCCAAUACGUAUUGCUACGCUUGCUUCAACGGCGAAUACCCGGUCACUGCAACAGAGGCCGAGGAAGAAAAAGAGAAUAAACUGAAGAGAAGCUUCAAUGGCGAGGGAAUGGAAGGUAGGAGAGAAGCGGCUUUCGUUUAGUAUUUUUCUUUCUAUAAUAAAUGGUUGUCUUGUCUUGAUGAUAAUGAAGAAAAAUAGUAAUAAACUCCCGGAUUGACUUCA